Molecule: messenger RNA, 2067 nt
Organism: Heterobilharzia americana
Lineage: Eukaryota; Metazoa; Platyhelminthes; Trematoda; Strigeidida; Schistosomatidae
Source: the annotation of a GenBank genome assembly
AUUGGACAAUACCGCUGAGCAUGAAGUGGUUUGAUAAGACCCUCAUGGAUGCUGUUCACAGUUCAGUAAGAGGUGUAUACUUAUCAAAGCUGAUCACAGGAAUGGUUGGCGCUAAUAAAAGAUAUCGAUAAACAUGUUUACUCUGACCAGCAAGAUACUAAUGUCCAUGAGCUAACGGAUCAUGAAUUGGGUUCAAUGAUACAAAAGUACAUCAAAUCCAUGGGCCCAGGUAGCCGAUAUCAUUGUAUGUUAUCCAAACUCAGUCAACUACUCAACAUGAAUCUUCAUCGCUCAUUGCAGUACCAUAUAUCCUUAAAACAUUCUACAAGUCAGUUGCACACCGAAAUACCUGAUGAAACCUUGUCAAGAAAGCGUUGGGAUGGAGGAAUUUUUGAACAAUCCCCUCAGUAUGAUUCUUCCAUUUAUUCAAGUAAAUCGGAUUAUAUUACGAUGGAAGUGAAUGAAACACUCAUUUCUUUACUGGAAAGUCAUACAGAAUUUCUCAGUAAACUUUCUUCACGUUUUCUGAAUCAAUCUCUUCAAAGUUCAUAUUUCCGAAGGAGAGUAUGGAACAUUGUAUUGUUGUCUAGAUGUAAAUCUCAGAAAGAUAUGAUCAGACAAAUGGUUCAUAGUUUCACACCGGAUCGAGAUGAGUAUAUUAUGCAUUCAUGUUGUGAUUUUCUAAAGUCGACUUGUAUGUCUUCUAUGAAGGAUUCAGUAGGCUGUUUGUAUGCAAUGACUUAUCUUUCGAAAUUCUGUCAAACAUUAAUGAAUACAAGUGACAAAGUAAAACCUCACUAUAUCAAACUUGUGGCUGUAUUGGUCUUAGCAGUGAAAGACUAUUUACCAAGAAAUCAGCCUGCGAAUUCAGAAACUAUCUGCGGACUAGCACAAGAACUUUUGGCAUUACUUUCAGUAUUACCGUCUUAUAUAACACAAUUAUCUCCAAUUUGGUUUGCUUGUAAAUCUUACAAUAGAUCAAAUAUAAUGAAGAAAUCUGAAAAAAGUAAACUCUAUGAAACUGAAGAGAGUAAGAAAAUUGACUUUAGCCGUAGUGUUUUAAAGCAUUUGCACAAUAUUGAUCCAAAUAUUGCUAUUUCCAUUGUUAAAGAAGUACUACUUAUUAAAAAUGUUGAUAUUAUUACGAAUGUAACUACAGAAGUAGAUAUAUGCUCAGAAGUUUUCUAUGAUUUUGUUCAACCAAUUAUUGAACCCAUUUUUAGUGGUUAUCUAUCUUCGUCUACUCUACUGUAUAUAUGGGAUCAAGUAAUAUUUUGUAUUGGUGGAAUGGAACCUGUUGAAUCCAGCGUUAAUUAUACAUUGAGUUGUUUCUUAGCUACUUUUAUAUUUCUAUGUUGGAUAAGAUUUCGUAAUGGUGAUAUACUACAAUCACAUGAAUCAUCAUUACCACAGAAUGAACAAAUGAAUGAAGCCAGUGAACAAAAAGGAAAAUUUUCUUCAUUUUCCAGAUGUUUUCAAUUAGUUGGUCCAAAAUUACAUGAAGAUGACUUUAAAUUCAUAAUAAAGAAACAUUUUUUCAUGGAUAUGUUCUGUUUGUUAACUGGUACGACAAAAUCUAGUACUGAGGCUUCUGCGCUGUCCAAUGAUGAAUUAUUAACAUUGAUUGAAUGGUCAUCAGUUCUUCAAAAUUCUUCUUUAACAGAUCCAAAUAAACGAAUAGAACAAAGAUUAUUACGUUAUACAGAAUUGAAAAAAUUACAAGCAACUGAAAAUGAUUUGACGAAUUUGAAAAAUGAAUUGGAAAGUUAUAAACAAAAUUACAGGAAGCGACAAAUGAAAUUUCACUUUGUAAGCAAAUUAUCAGUCAAAAUGAAAAGCGAAAACCAUAUUUACCAACUAUGGUUGAAAAACUUAUGGAGCAAAGAAGAAAUUUAUCUAAACAAAAGGAAAGUAAUAAUUCCAGUGGAAAAAUAAAACAAUCUCAGUACACACAAAUAGACAAUAACAAUAAUCCAAAUUGAUACAAAUUUUUUCUUGUUAUACUACAGUGUCAUUAGGAUACUUUUCAUGGUAAAAAGAAAGAAAAUAAAGAACUUGUAUUACUUG